UGGGGUUGAUCCCACCUCCCGCUAUGCUCGCACAAGAGAAACAAGUGUUUCUGACAGGAACGUUCAGUGAUGAAAACAGUGCUUUAGGAAAGAACAAAACCAAAAAAAACGCGAUGCCGAUGGGAUGACAUGAGGAGGAGCACCGAGGCGACGCUCUUUAUUUGAGCUGCGCAGAAACCUCGACUGUGAUCAGAGUGGCUUUUGUUUUCUUCGGAUGGAACCGUAGACAAAAAUAACAAAACAAAAAAAAAGGACGACCGACGUCUCACGUCCCGCUCGAAGAGAAGAAGAGGAUGGAGCAAAACAAACAGCCGCUCAAAGGGCGGUGAGAAGGAGACCCAUCGAAGCGUCGUCGCGCGGGACGCCUCCGGGUCGUGACGAUGGAGGUGAAACGAGAUCGCUUCUCUUGUCUUGCGUUUAACAGACUCGAUUAUCCGCAGUGACUUUUUAUUAUUAUUAUUAUUAUCAUUAUUACCAGCAUUAUUAUUAUUAUUAUUAUUAUCACUACGCGCUGUAAAGCCGAUGAGCUGCAGGCGGCGUUGAGAGGAGACCCCGCGUCACCGGCCGCUCGCCCGGCAGCACCACGGACAGCGACCAUGACUCGGCUGCGCAGGAAGGCUCUCGUGGCUCUCUUCCUCUUCACGCUCUUCAUCUUCGGGGCCAUGAUGGGGCUCAGGACGCUGAAGCCGAGCGACGGCUUCUCGGACCUGGCCCCCGGGAUGGACUUCGUCGGGGAGCGAUCCGAAAGGAGGCGGCUGGACGCGAAAGGCGCGGCGGCGGCGGCGGCGGCUUCGCCGGGCCACUUCCACCCGGGCAGCAGUGACACCAAGGUGGUGUUCACCAAGUCGGACCGAGACUACAGCAUUUUCUACGACGUGCACAUCUUCUACUACCUGUGGUACGGCUCUCCGAGCAUGGACAACAAGUACAUCCACUGGGAUCACGUGCUGGUGCCGCACUGGGACCCCAAGAUCGCCGCCAGUCAUGCCCAAGGACGGCACACGCCUCCAGACGAUAUUGCCUCGAGUUUUUACCCCGAGCUGGGACCCUACAGCUCCAGGGACCCAACGGUGCUGGAGUCACACAUGGCCCAGAUAGAGGCGGCUGCAGCAGGGGUGCUGGUGAUGUCCUGGUAUCCUCCCGGCAUGGCGGAGGACCACGGGGAGCCCACCGAGGACCUGGUUCCCGCUGUCAUGGACGCCGCCCACAGGCACAGCAUCAAGGUGGCCUUUCACAUGCAGCCAUACAAAGGGCGGACGGACCAGAGCAUGCAUGACAACAUCAAAUACAUUAUUGACAGGUACGGAGAGCACGGCGCCUUCUACAGAUUCCGAUCCGGCACGGGGCGAGUCCUGCCCCUGUUCUACGUCUACGACUCCUACCUGAUGGCGCCAGAGUCCUGGGCGGAGCUGCUGACCCCCAAGGGCUCCCGCAGCAUCAGGGGCACGCCUUACGACGGCGUCUUCGUCGCCCUCAUCGUGGAGGAGCGCCACAAGCACGACAUCCUGGCCGGCGGCUUCGACGGCGCCUACACCUACUUCGCCUCCAACGGCUUCUCCUUCGGCUCGUCCCACCAGAACUGGAGGGCCAUCAAGGAGUUCUGCGACGCCAACAACCUGCUGUUCGUGCCCAGCGUGGGCCCCGGCUACGUGGACACGGCGGUGCGUCCGUGGAACAACCACAACACCAGGAACCGGGUCAACGGGCGCUACUACGACACGUCGCUGCAGGCCGCCCUGUCCGUGCGGCCGGAGAUCGUCGCCGUCACUUCCUUCAACCAAUGGCACGAGGGCACGCAGAUAGAGAGGGCGGUGCCCAAGAAGACGGCGAGCCGCCUGUACCUGGACUACCGGCCCAACCUGGCGGACCACUACCUGCGGCUCACGCGCCAGUGGGCGGAGAACUUCAACGAGGAGAAGGACAAGUGGCUGAUGUGACGGCGAGAGGUCGGCCCUUUCGAAAAUGUUCCCUGCUCACUGGUUUUCAUCACUGACAUUUUUUCUGUGGCAGGUUAGUGGUGUAACUGGGAUCACGCGAUCAUCGUUUCCCCCCCCCCCCGAAAAAAGCGUUCAGCGUCCGUUGCGCAGCAGCUCUGCUCUUGUCGGCUCUUUUUUCUUAUUUUCCUAAAAGGAAAGAAUGUUCUUUCCCGAAUCUCUUUGAAGACAAAUUUAAAAUGAAUUAACUAUUAGAUAAAUAAAUCUAAAUGGAUCCAUUGUGUCAAA
Molecule: messenger RNA, 2222 nt
Organism: Pungitius pungitius (ninespine stickleback)
Lineage: Eukaryota; Metazoa; Chordata; Actinopteri; Perciformes; Gasterosteidae
Gene: maneal
Product: mannosidase endo-alpha like
Exons: 4
Coding region: 597-1937 (446 amino acids)
Cellular component (GO): Golgi apparatus
Molecular function (GO): alpha-mannosidase activity
Source: RefSeq, a predicted model, not a curated record